AUGGCCGGAUUUUCAGUAGAAAAUCUAAUAUCUUCAGCGGGAACCCACUCGAACACCUCUCUUGGUUCUGGUCUCUCUCAAUGCCCACAAAUUAGAACCCAAACAACUUCCCCUGGUUUUACAGAAAAUUGCAAGAGAGAUUUCUCAGAGAUCAUUCGAAUAUUCAAUAAUAAUCAGAUGGAAGCGCUAUCACUGCCUAUGGCACCACUUCAUAAUUCUGGAUUUAUAAAUCAUAUUCCUUCCGUUGAACGCAAUUUAAGGCCCGAAAUGAUUGGUCGCUAUUAUUCUCCCAUACCUACAGUUUUUUCGUUCGGGACUCUUUUUUCAGAUGCGAUUGCUCAAGGUAUGCGACCUUAUCGGAAGGCAAAGCGCAUUCGAACCGCCUUUUCACCGACGCAGCUUCUGCGACUGGAGAGUGCUUUUGAAGUUAAUCACUACGUUGUGGGUCAGGAGCGAAAACGACUUGCAGAAUCACUGGAUCUCACUGAAACUCAAGUCAAAGUAUGGUUCCAAAAUCGUCGAACAAAACACAAACGCCUGAAUACAGAAAGAGACGGUGACACCAACCAAAUUCAGGACGAAAAUGGGGAGAACGAGGGAUGUGCAAAUGCAACCGACUCGGCCACUCCAUCACCGUCGCCAUCAGUAGCUGAUCACCAGAGAGACUUUCCGGAGGGUCGUUUUUUGGCGACGACGUCGCCCCCAUUGCGCCAUUUUGAAGACAAUGUUCUCAACCUCUCCACUGCAUCGAGACCUUCCCCAGCCUCCAUAUCCAAUCCCUCUGUCUCGCCUACUUCUAUCAGCACUUUGAUGGACAAUCAGAUGCUUAUGCACCUCAUGCAAUUCGCCCAAAUGCACAGAGUUGAUCCUUCAUCCUAA
Molecule: messenger RNA, 879 nt
Organism: Rodentolepis nana
Lineage: Eukaryota; Metazoa; Platyhelminthes; Cestoda; Cyclophyllidea; Hymenolepididae
Source: the annotation of a GenBank genome assembly